AGGGUUUCAACUGAUAUUUUCCUUUCAGUUGGAAAUCCUUUGUUCAUCAAAGGAGGAGUUUCAACCCACGGUUGGAAUUCCUUUGUUCAUAUCAAACUUUUAUCUUCAGAAAAUUCAUAUCUUAUUCCAUUCUUUCAUAUUUUUUUUUUUUACCUAGAGCGUACAUUCUCAUCUUUAAACCACCAGUUUCUCAUUGUUCAUAUUUUCUGUACGCAAACAAAAUGUGUUGUGGAUUAGGCUGUUGCGCACUAUUAUGUUGUUUUCCGAGGUGUAUGUGCAACAUUAUUCUCUCCAUUCUCACCACCUUAGGUUUAGCAGUUUUUAUUUUUUGGUUAAUCUUCCGCCCGAUAAACCCAUUGAAAUAUCACGUUGAUAAUGCUUCGCUUACUCAAUUCAAUGUUACCGGUAACGACAUGCUGCAUUACGAACUUGCCGUAGAUUUGAGUUUAAGAAACCCGAAUACGAAAAUCGGUGUUUGCUACGAUCAGAUUGAAGCUAGAGCUUUUUAUGAUGGUCAGAGAUUCGAUUCGGUUAUGUUAACACCCUUCUAUCAAGAUUAUAAGAAUACGACUAUUCUUCAUCCAGUUUUCAAAGGGCAAAGGCUAUUACCAAAUGUGCAAGGUGCAUACGAUAAAGAUGUGAGUGAUGGGAAAUUCAAUAUUGAAGUUAAACUCUAUAUUAAGAUGAGAUUUAAAGCUGGUGACGUUGAGACUAUCAGGGUCAAUCCGGGGUAUAAAUGUGAGCUUGAAGUUCCUUUGGGUUCUGCAACUGGCUUCACUCCUCAAAAGUGCACCUUCGGUUAUUGAUUCCGUGGUUGACAAUACUUUCAGUUCCUUUUAGUUCAAGUUUAUAACUUAUUUAGGUACAUUUUUUUUCGACAAUUGUGGUACAUUGUUGGUGAUAUUGUAUUCAAUUCAUUUAAAAAGAAAAAAAUGAAUUAGUGUAUGAGCGGCGAUGUAGUUGUGAUUAAUUUGAGACGGUUACACUAGAUAUGGAAAAGUUUGCAGGUAGAUGGAAUCGGCGGUUGGCCGGCCUAUAUUCAUUUAGGAAAAUGGAGUUUAGUCAAAACUGGUUAAUGAAGUCUUUCCCUUUCCUUAGAUCACAAUGUACAAUAAUAACCAGGUGAUUUUCUAUUU
Papaver somniferum (opium poppy) is the source of this 1136-nucleotide messenger RNA. Its product is annotated as NDR1/HIN1-like protein 10. The transcript has a single exon. Gene Ontology annotation, biological process: defense response to other organism. The record is from RefSeq and is a predicted model, not a curated record. The coding region runs from base 222 to 806 and encodes 194 amino acids. NCBI's taxonomy places the organism in Eukaryota, Viridiplantae, Streptophyta, Magnoliopsida, Ranunculales, Papaveraceae.